AAGCUGUCCUGGUUCGCAAACUACAUUUCCCAUCAUGCUCUAGCCCCACUUCCGGUGUCCUUCCUUCCUUCCCCUCAGCCCUGCCGCCGGGAUGCUGCGGGGGCUCCUGGCUUCCCCGGGUCCCGCUUCUGCCCUCCUGGGUCGCCGUUUCCCGGGCCUGCCGCUCCUGACGGCGCCUUGCCGCGGCAGGAAAUCCCGCCACGACCCUCCGGCCAAAUCCAAGGCCGACCGGAUCAAGCUGCCGCCGCCCGUCGACCCGGUCGAGCUGCCGGUGGUGCAGGAGCGCUACAACCAAUACCUGCGCAUCACGCGGGCCCUCCGGGCCGAGUUCAAGUUUGAGCUGCUGCAGCAGCGCUAUGCGGAAAGGUACGGCGAGACGGGGAUGCAGCGGAAGGAGGCGGCGGAAAAGGAGCACCAGCAGCUGAUGGCCUUCAACGAUGCCGAGAACCGGCGUCUCCAGCAACGGAGGGAGGAGCGCCUCCGAAGGGAAGAGGCCGAAGAGAAGGAACGGCGGCUGAAGGGUGCCCAGAAUGCAGCCGCCCAACUGGAGGAAUUCCUCAAGGAGAGGGAGAGAGAGGUGCUCCAGCUACAGGAGGAUGCCAAGGAGUUCAUCACCCGCGACAACCUGGACGAGAAGAUCGAGGAGUGCCUGAACAAUCCCCGCAACUACAAUUUUGCCGUCGACAAGGACGGGCGGGUGGCCAAGCGGAGCGUUCUGUCUUAGGGGCCUUCCUGGGAGAGGCAUCCCCAGAGAGCCGACCGACCGUCCCUUCCGCCCAGACUCAGAAAACAACGAACUCAGCAGGAGCGAUACGUCGGCCUCCGGAUCGCCGGACCUGUUGGCGUCGAUGCGGGACUUUGCCGCUGGGUGAACUUUGCUGCUCUUCUUCGCUCGGAGCUGUUGCGUCGCCGGAAGAAUAAAGGGAUGGGUUUUGCUUUCGA
Heteronotia binoei (common prickly gecko) is the source of this 942-nucleotide messenger RNA. It is a transcript of the gene MRPS26, whose product is annotated as mitochondrial ribosomal protein S26. NCBI's taxonomy places the organism in Eukaryota, Metazoa, Chordata, Lepidosauria, Squamata, Gekkonidae. The record is from RefSeq and is a predicted model, not a curated record. Gene Ontology annotation, cellular component: mitochondrial small ribosomal subunit. The transcript has 4 exons. The coding region runs from base 92 to 724 and encodes 210 amino acids.